CCGAGCUUGAGAGCUUCGUGAGAUUUGAGCGAGAGAGAAAGAAGAGCAGCGCCGCCGUCACCAUGGUGAAGUUCUUGAAACCCAACAAGGCCGUGAUCCUUCUCCAAGGUCGCUACGCCGGCCGCAAGGGCGUCAUCGUCAAGGCCUUCGACGACGGCACUCGCGACCGCGCCUACGGCCAUUGCCUGGUCGCCGGCAUCAAGAAGUACCCCAGCAAGGUGAUCCGAAAGGACUCGGCGAAGAAGACGGCGAAGAAGUCGAGGGUGAAGCCGUUCGUGAAGCUCGUGAACUACCAGCAUCUGAUGCCCACGCGCUACACUCUGGACGUGGAUCUCAAGGAGGUCGUCACCCCUGACGUGCUCACCAGCAAGGACAAGAAGGUCACCGCCUUGAAGGAGACCAAGAAGAGGUUCGAGGAGAGGUUCAAGACCGGGAAGAACAGGUGGUUCUUCACCAAGCUCAGGUUCUGAGCCCUGCAAGCGAAAACGGCGUCGUCUCUGGAAAAUGGUUAUGGCUUUGCGCUUUUUAAUUUUUCCAGUUGAUUUUAGUAUUUACUGUUUCGGAAUAGAACCUGUGUGGAAGACUAUUAUUAUGAUGGGUUGCUAAACAAUGUCUAGUUUUAUUUAGUUGUUAUUGCUGAGAUA
This is a messenger RNA of Fragaria vesca subsp. vesca, 644 nucleotides long. RefSeq names its product 60S ribosomal protein L27-like. Bases 63 to 470 code for a protein of 135 amino acids. Gene Ontology annotation, molecular function: structural constituent of ribosome. Lineage: Eukaryota; Viridiplantae; Streptophyta; Magnoliopsida; Rosales; Rosaceae. The record is from RefSeq and is a predicted model, not a curated record. The transcript has a single exon. Gene Ontology annotation, cellular component: cytosolic large ribosomal subunit; ribosome. Gene Ontology annotation, biological process: translation.